AUGGCCAUGCUGGUGGACUGUCUCUUAUUUACCAUAGUCGGUAAGCAAACGGCCAAACAUGGAAAAUAAACUUUUUAAUCCUUAAUUUUGUGUUUUCAGUCCCAAUUCUCCCCGACUACUUGAUCAGAAUCAAAGAAUCUAACGACACUUCGUAUCUUGAUGCAUCGUAUCAUCGACAAGAAAUAUCCAACUUUACAGAGCUAGAACAUGAAGAAAGUUAUCACGAAGCCUUUGUCUCCAAUAGUAUUCCUGUAGCGAUGUUGUUGGGGUCAAAGGCAGUAGUUCAAAUUCCUGUUGGACUUAUGGUUUCGCAAAUUACUUACAGGUAAACUUUGCACACAGCAGAUAAUUUUUAUACACAGGUAUUACAAUUAGCCCUCAAGGAUGGCAUCCAGGGGAUGUUUUGCCCGUUUAUUUUGCCUAGGGCUUAUACACUAAUUGCUCCGAGUUUUGACUCGAGUUUUUAAAUUUCCUCCACUUUUAGCUUGUGCCGUAAAAAUAUGCAUGGCGCAACAGAACCUGUAUGAAGCCAGCUCUGUAAUACAAUACCUUUUUCUUUCAGAAUUGGCUACUCGAUCCCGCUUUUCAUUGGAUUUAUAAUCAUCAUCGUGUCUUCCUUGAUGUUUGCCUUCAGCACUUCUUACUGGACCCUCCUUCUAGCCCGCAGUCUCAACGGUGUUGGCUCUGGUUUCAGUUCUGUAUCAGGGCUUGGCCUCUUGGCUGAGACGUUCCCUGAUAACAUUGCUCGAGGCAAGGCGAUCGCUUUGUGUUUUGGUGGGAUAGCAAUCGGAAUUACUGCCGGCCCAACAAUCGGAGGAUUCUUGUAUGGAAUUGGAGGGAUUAUACUGCCUUUCGCACUACUAGCGGGAUUUUCGUUGAUUGAAGUUGGUAAGAAAGCAUUUAUUAAAACUCAUAGAACAGUCGGAAAGGUAG
Bursaphelenchus xylophilus (pine wood nematode) is the source of this 933-nucleotide messenger RNA. NCBI's taxonomy places the organism in Eukaryota, Metazoa, Nematoda, Chromadorea, Rhabditida, Aphelenchoididae. The record is from the annotation of a GenBank genome assembly.